Molecule: messenger RNA, 1059 nt
Organism: Ogataea haglerorum
Lineage: Eukaryota; Fungi; Ascomycota; Pichiomycetes; Pichiales; Pichiaceae
Exons: 1
Coding region: 1-1059 (352 amino acids)
Biological process (GO): adenine catabolic process; hypoxanthine salvage; purine ribonucleoside monophosphate biosynthetic process
Cellular component (GO): nucleus; cytosol
Molecular function (GO): adenine deaminase activity
Source: RefSeq, a predicted model, not a curated record
AUGACGCACACAGUUACCCCAGAGAUGCGCCAGUUCCUCCAUGAACUUCCAAAGUGUGAGCAUCAUGUCCACUUGGAAGGUACACUGGGUCCUGAACUUCUUUUCCCUUUGGCUGCUAGAAACAACAUACAACUCCCGGAUCAUUUCCCUAAAACUGUGGAUGAUUUACAAUACAAGUAUGACAACUUCAAAGAUUUGCAGGACUUUCUGGACCUUUACUAUGUGGGAAUGAGUGUUUUGAUUACUGAGGACGAUUUCUUUGAACUCGCGUGGGCGUACUUUAGAAAAGCACAUGCGGAUGGCCUACAUCAUGCCGAGACGUUUUUUGAUCCCCAGGGCCAUCUUGAGAGAGGCAUUAGUAUGGAGACCGUUGUGAAGGGAUUUAGAAAGGCGUGCGACAAAGCUGAGGCAGAAUUGGGGAUCACGACUAAGCUUAUCAUGUGCCUUCUGAGGCAUUUGCCAUCUCAAGACGGGUUGGACACCAUUGCCUUGGCCAAGCCAUACUAUGAACAAGGGUUGAUACACGGACUUGGUCUGGACUCCUCUGAAAAGCCUUUCCCGCCAGAGCUUUUCAAAGAAUGCUAUGAGCAUAUGGCCACCAACCAUCCUGGAGUACUUUUGACAGCCCAUGCUGGUGAGGAAGGAGGUCCUGAGUAUAUUCACAAUUCUUUGGAUUUCCUGAAAGUCACACGUAUCGAUCAUGGCGUCAACUCCAUUAAAGACCCACAGUUGAUUAAGAGGCUUGCUGACAGCCAAACAAUGCUGUCAUUAUGUCCGAUAUCGAAUCUGAAGCUCCGCGUCGUGCAAGACAUUGCAGAGCUACCCAUCAGGGAAUGGAUUGAAGCUGGUGUUCCAUUCUCGAUCAACUCUGACGACCCUGCCUACUUCGGGGGUUAUAUUCUAGACAAUUACCUUGCCGUUCAAUCGAAGUUCGGACUGGACGUCCCGACAUGGAAACUGAUUGCCCAGAAUGGAGUCAAAGGCUCUUACAUUCCUCAGUCUCGUAAGGACGAGCUGCUGCAGCGUAUCGAAGAAGUGUGUUCUAAGUACAGUUCUUGA